Messenger RNA from Funneliformis caledonium, 174 nucleotides. NCBI's taxonomy places the organism in Eukaryota, Fungi, Glomeromycota, Glomeromycetes, Glomerales, Glomeraceae. The record is from the annotation of a GenBank genome assembly.
AUGUUUUGCUUACGAAAUGAUCGUGAAAUGUGUACCUAUACUGUAAAUGCUGUAGGUGCAAAUGGUGGAUUUUCCCCCGUUACUUUUCUGUUGUUUUGCUGGUGCUUUGAUAGACAAACACCUUUAUCAAUCAUUGUAACAUUCAUUGUCUCUUUAAUCGGCGAGAACAUCUAG